UUGCGGCGUCUCAGCAGACUACAAAUAUGAUAGAGGAAGGUCCUUCAACAUCUGCAGCAAAUCAAAAUCCUCAUGUUGGUAAUGUGCAGAACUCUUCUUAUGCCAGCAAUACAACUGCUGCUAUUGACAGAGAUGUCGAAUAUGAAGUAGUGUCACCUUCUUCUGAAUUGGCACAGGAGUCGCUUCAUGCCGAAUCAAAUCCACAAGUAAAUUUUAUUCUUUUUUUUUAUUAUUUUUUAACAAAAAAUAUAAUAGAGAUUAUAUGGUAA
Messenger RNA from Meloidogyne enterolobii, 269 nucleotides. NCBI's taxonomy places the organism in Eukaryota, Metazoa, Nematoda, Chromadorea, Rhabditida, Meloidogynidae. The record is from the annotation of a GenBank genome assembly.